Clonostachys solani is the source of this 1527-nucleotide messenger RNA. Lineage: Eukaryota; Fungi; Ascomycota; Sordariomycetes; Hypocreales; Bionectriaceae. The record is from the annotation of a GenBank genome assembly.
AUGCUUGGCCCCCGCCAUCUCCUCCUGUUUUUGGCACUGAUUGCCCUAGGUGCACUUGCCGUCGCUCCCAGGGAUGGCACCACGGCCGCAGAUGCUGUGUUGCAGGCGUUUGGAGACCAUGAUGGCCGCCUUGUGUUCCAAGGAACCCCCCGGUACAAGAAGCUGAACGGCGAUUACCUGUCCACCUUCAACAGCGACCUCGAGCCUGUGCUCAUCUUCUUACCCAGCACCUCUGCGGAUGUCGCCAAGUUCGUCAAAUGUGUUCAGCCAUUCGUCAGGCUGGGUCUUGCCUACAUCGCUGUCCGAGGAGGGGGUCAGCAGCCCACUCCGGCCUGCAACAAUGUAGCCCAGGGCGUCACGGUUGAUCUGCGUAACAUGGCCGGCAUCACUAUCAAUCCCACAGCCAAUUCCGUGACUUUGGAGGCUGGUGUCAGGUGGGGCACUGUCUAUCAGACACUACAGCCGCUCGGCCUGGGUGUGACCGGCGGACGCUCCAACACAAACGGUGUUGGUGGUCUAGUGCUCUCUGGUGGUCUCUCCUUCUUCUCUUCCCGGGAAGGCUUCAUUACAGACAAUGUCAUCAGCUUUGAGGUUGUCUUGGCCUCAGGUCAGGUCAUUACCGCAGGCCCCCGGACAAACCCCGAUUUGUACAAGGCUAUGCGUGGCGGAGGUAACAACCUCGGCAUUAUGACCAAGGUUACAAUGCGCACAUUCCAACAAGGCUCCUUCUAUGGGGGGAGUGUUUUCUAUCCCCCUCAGAGCUUCCCCAGUCAAGUUGAUGCCAUCGUCAACGAGCUCAACUCCCCCACUACCUCCGAGACGCAUUUGAUGAUCAGUGUUGCAUACUCGAAGCAGUUUGAGGCCUUUGGGGGAACCCUGGGUCUCAACCAAGUCUACUAUACCGCGCCAACGGCGGAACCGCCUCAGGUCCUGAAGCCUUUCACCGAUGUACAGCCACAAAUCGACGCACUGAACUCUAUGCGCAACAUGACACUCAUUGAUGCCGCCAAUGAGCAGACCAGCCAGAACACAAAUCACCAGAGGGUCGCUUAUAUGAACCUGCACGUCAAGAUGGAUAGUGCCACCUUGAAGUCCGCUGCAGACAUCUUUCUUGCGGGUAUUCAGCCACUCCAUGAUGUCCAAAAUAUCACAUCAUCAUUAACCCUCCAGCCGUAUGCCGUUUCCCUCCUCGAGAAGACUUCGAACAACGGCGGGAAUGUGCUAGGACUGGGCCCGAGCAACGGUCCCAUCAUGUCUGUGCUCCUUUUGACUUGGUGGGAUAACCCGAGUGCUGACAGCCUUGUUCUUGGCACCGUCAAGUCGGUCCUUGCGCGAAUCAAGAGUGACGCAUCGGCACGAGGAACAUUGAUUCCUUUCAUAUACAUGAACUAUGCGUUCAACCACCAGGACGUCAUUGGCUCCUAUGGCAGCGGCAAUAAGAAGUUCCUGCAGACCGUAAGCAACAAGUAUGAUACCCGUGGCUUGUUCCAAAGGGGAGUGCCAGGAGGAUGGAAGCUGUUUAAUUGA